Oldenlandia corymbosa var. corymbosa is the source of this 321-nucleotide messenger RNA. NCBI's taxonomy places the organism in Eukaryota, Viridiplantae, Streptophyta, Magnoliopsida, Gentianales, Rubiaceae. The record is from the annotation of a GenBank genome assembly.
AUGAAUACUGUCACGCUUAUAUCCAAUCCCAAAAAUUAUGAAGCUAAAGGAUAUGAGACUUCUUCGAAUCGAGUGAAAUUAUAUGGUGAAGCAUUGAACAUCAUUCGCGUGAGUUCCGAGCAGUUUAGAGAUAAUAGAGAUAAGAAAAAUCUCCUAGACAAUGAACUCGAUGAGCAUUUGAGUGAAAUCAUCGAUCAAUCAUAUGUUACUUUAACCCUGGGCCCAAAUGAUGAGAUUGACAUGGACGAUACCCAAAUCCUAGUUGAUGACGAAACAUCUCUGCCCUCACAACAUGCUCCGGGUAAAAAAACGAAACUGUGA